AUGUUCAAUGAGAAAACGAACGGCAGUGUUGAGACCUCGCUUAGCAGCACAACAAAGGGCCGUUUCCACAAUGCCCUCCGCCGUGUCAGAAUCAUCAGUAUCCACGUCGAACCCCAGUUCAAGCAGGUAUUGGAGUAUAUCCACCCGGUCAUCUUUCGGCCGCCAGCAAAAAUGGAGAGUUUGCCCUCCGUUCUAUGA
Molecule: messenger RNA, 198 nt
Organism: Aspergillus chevalieri
Lineage: Eukaryota; Fungi; Ascomycota; Eurotiomycetes; Eurotiales; Aspergillaceae
Exons: 1
Coding region: 1-198 (65 amino acids)
Source: RefSeq, a predicted model, not a curated record